Quercus lobata is the source of this 1180-nucleotide messenger RNA. Its product is annotated as zinc finger protein 3-like. Gene Ontology annotation, biological process: negative regulation of abscisic acid-activated signaling pathway. NCBI's taxonomy places the organism in Eukaryota, Viridiplantae, Streptophyta, Magnoliopsida, Fagales, Fagaceae. The record is from RefSeq and is a predicted model, not a curated record. Bases 203 to 1036 code for a protein of 277 amino acids. The transcript has a single exon.
CUAAAAAUGCAUGGAGUUCCAAUCAAAAUGUUAAGCGUGUGACAACAAGUAAGCCUACUAAUAUACGUCCCAAUACUUUUCCACUUUAAAAGUUUGUUGCACAGUGAAUCCUUGUUGCAUAUAUAGCACAAAGCAUUUACUUCCCAUCAAUGACCUUUUAUCUUUUUCUCAUAAUCCUCCAAGAAAAAAAAGUUGUUCUCCCAUGGAACCAACAAAGAAUGAGCUAUGUAUGUCUAAUCCUCCCAGCACCUUCUCUGCUCCAGAGGGUCCUCCAUGUCCAAAUACACCACUGCAAAACCAAAAAGAAAACAAGCUGCAGAGAGUUGAAGAAGAAGAAGAAGAAAAAGAGACAAAGUCAGAUAUCCUACUAGAUCUAAAUCUCUCUAGUAAAGAUUCCAAUCAUGGUUCUGAUGCAGAGCUCAAUCUCAUUGAUUGUUUGGAAGUGGGUUCAUCUCAAAAUCCAUCAGAAACCCCCCAAACUUCUUCUGCCGAGCCACGAAUUUUCUCAUGCAACUAUUGCCAAAGAAAAUUCUAUAGUUCACAAGCACUUGGAGGACACCAAAAUGCCCACAAAAGAGAGAGGACUCUUGCGAAAAGAGAACAAAAGAUUGGAGCACAUAUGAUGGCCUCAGCAGCAGCUUUUGGGCGCUCUAUCAACCAUGACCACUAUUCAAGCUUGGCUUCUCUUCCUCUCCAUGGUGCUUAUAAUAGAUCUCUUGGAAUUCAAGUGCAUUCAAUGAUCCAAAAGCCUUCUCACACAUCAUCUUGUAGCGGCUUCUUUGGACCUCGCAGCUGGUCAAGACCACCUUUUAUUAACCAACAACCAGCAAUUGGGAAGCUAGGAGUUGAGAAUUUUCAUGUAAAAGCAGCAUCACAGUCUCGAGCUAGUGUUGGUAGAUUUGAGGUUGUAAGAGCAAUGAACGGUUCUCUGGCCAAUGAUGAACUUAGCGGAUAUUGGUUGGCAGGAAGUGGUGGUGGUCUUUUCAAGCCUAAUCAAGAGGAGAUGAAGAAGCUUGACUUGUCUCUCAAGCUCUAAGUCUAAGCACAAUUCAUCUUUAUUCUCUUUUGAUCGUCUUCGCUACUUUUGUUUCUAGGAAGUUUCAAAUUUUCUAAUUUCCUCUCUGUAAUAUAGUGUAGAUUUGCGUAUUAAAUUGAUAGAUUUUUUUCUCUCUUGGUUAUU